UUCCGACGGCAGUAAAUGCAGCACCAGCUCCGUGAAACAGCGACAGGGAAGUGCAUGACACAGUUUCCGCAUCAACGUCGCCCAAACAACGAUCCUACCAUGGCAACAGCGAGAAUUUGUGUCCUGUUCGUUGUCCUUUCUGUGACUUUAGCGGAAGACUUUCAAUUAAAGUACAAACCGUCCACCAAACCUGUACGACUAUUCACUGAGGAGGAGCUGAAGAGAUACGACGGCAACGAGGAGGAACAGCCUAUCUACAUGGCAAUAAAAGGAGUUGUGUUUGAUGUUACCAAGGGAAAAGAGUUUUAUGGAAAAGAUGCACCAUACAACGCCCUGGUGGGUAAGGACUCAACUCGGGCUGUGGCUAAGAUGUCUCUGGACCCAGCAGACCUGACAUCUGAUACGACGGGGCUCACUGAAGAGCAGCUGGAGUCUCUGGAUAGUGUAUUUGAAGGCACGUACAAAACAAAGUAUCCCAUUGUGGGUUACACAGCAUCACGCAUCCUCAAAGAGGAUGGAAGUCCCAACGAAGCCUUCAAACCAGAGGACCAGCCCCAUUUUCAUAUCAAAGAUGAGUUUUAAUCUCAUUUUACCUUUUUGUUAUCUUGUUGUGAAGGACUGUUCAGCUUUUUUAUAUAUAUAUACUGUAUACAUAUAUUUUUUUUCUCUUUAAAUGACCAGAAUCGAAGCAUAAUAAGUGCAAUACGUGUACAAGAGAAGAACAGAUUACAUAUUAUGGAAACAUUUCUUAUUCACUUAAACUAAAGGUUUACAUGAUUCUCUGUUAUUUGUGGGAACUUUAUUUGCAAAGUCCCAACAAAACCAUUUCAACACUGUAUCUGUUUUUGAAUUUUUUUAUGUCCAGAUUUAAAUAAGCUUGGUUUGAAAAACAUUGGAAAAUACAGUGGAAAGUAAUGCAGUUUUGCAGAUUUUUUGCAGAUGUUUUAAGACUUAAAAGUUUGUGAUGGAUUUAAGAACAUCCUUCUUGUGUCAAACUGCAGCGUGACCUUAAGCCCUCAUGCAGCUGCAGUGCAUUAUUUGUGGUCAUUGUAUUAGUCUUCUACAUUUGUCAGGGCAAUAAGAACAAUUGAUUUAUUUCACAGAAAGACAUAAAAGUCAAAUUAAACUAACUUAACAUCAGCAAUAUUUUAGUUGCACUGCCACUUGAGAUAAUUUUCAUCAUUGAUAGUAAUAUAUUGCCUAUUGUUUAGUGUAUAAAAUUACAGAAAGGAGUGAAAAAUGCCUGGGGCAGCUUCCCAGAACUCAUGGUAAUGGGUUCAAAUGAUUUGUCCCAAAUCCUGAAAUGUUAAAGGGAUAGUUCAGAUUUUUUUGUGAAGUGUGGUUGUAUUAGGUUCUUAUCGGUAGUCAGUGUAUUACCUGCAGUAGAUGGUGGCCAGCACGCCACCGGUUUGGUGAAGCAGGCAGGAGUACGGACACAGACGCUAAGAAAUGUGAAGCUGUGGACGGGAGCAGAAAAAUUUAUUUUAGCCAAGGGAUAAAAAAAAAAAAACAGUAUCAGUUUAAGUGCACGCAAUUUUUUGAAUUUUUUCACCACUUCUCUUUACCGAACUGAAGUAGUUAUCAAUGCUCUCUUCAAAGCCACCAGACUCCAUUGACAAAAACAAUUAUUUUUAAUUUUACCUCACAAAACGCUGGAGUUGCUGCUCUACUUCUACCUCGAAUGAUUAAUAUGUUUGUGAUAUUGUGUGACUUGUUGUUUUAAAGGGUUAGUUUGGAUUCUCCAAAGUGGGCUUGUUGGUUGAUAAAAGACUAAUUGUUCUAUUGCUGAUUUAUUUUCUGUCAAUUGAUUAUUCCAUUUAUCGCUUCAGCUCUUUUAAUAUGUAAUGUCAUUAAAUGUUUUUCCCACUACAAUCAUUUUGUAAUAAAAUCCACAGAAUAUGCAGCUCUCUGAAUGUUUACAUAAUCAAAGUAUGAGUGUUUGUUUCCUUCCUGAUUUUGUCUUUGUACAGUCACCAUUAAAGUCUGUCAAUCUGAAACUUA
Molecule: messenger RNA, 2001 nt
Organism: Centropristis striata (black sea bass)
Lineage: Eukaryota; Metazoa; Chordata; Actinopteri; Perciformes; Serranidae
Gene: nenf
Product: neudesin neurotrophic factor
Exons: 4
Coding region: 16-582 (188 amino acids)
Cellular component (GO): membrane; endomembrane system
Source: RefSeq, a predicted model, not a curated record